UCCCGCCCUUUCCGGCGGGCGCGGGGCGGAGCGGAGCGCGCGGAGCCGCCGGGGCCGGGGCCGGUCCCCGCGCCCCGCAGCCAUGGCCCUGGCGCCGCGCUGACCCCGCCGGCGCCAUGAGGAGCGCCGACGACCUGGAGGGCUUCGACGGCGAGGCGUCCAGCGCCUCCAUGAUCUCGGGCGCCAGCAGCCCCUACCAGCCCACCACCGAGCCCGUCACGCAGCGCCGCGGGCUCGCCGGGCUGCGCUGCGACCGCGGGUACCUGCGGGGCGUCCUCGGCGCCGCCAAAGUGGCGGAGGUGGUUUUGGCACUGAUUGCGUUCAUCUGCAUAGAGACCAUCAUGGAAUGCUCCCCGUGCGAAGGCCUUUAUUUCUUUGAGUUUGUGAGCUGUAGCGCGUUGGUGGUUACCGGAGUUCUGUUGCUUAUGUUCAGUCUAAAUCUUCACACAAGAAUACCGCAGAUCAACUGGAAUCUUACUGAUCUGGUCAACACUGGACUCAGCACUUUCUUCUUUUUCGUUGCCUCUGUAGUACUUGCUGCUUUAAACCAUAAAACUGGAGCAGAAAUUGCUGCUGUGAUAUUUGGUUUCUUGGCAAUGGCAGUGUAUGCUGUGAACACCUAUUUAGCUAUUAAAAAGUGGCGAAUGAACAGCAGACAACAAAACAGUCGGCAGACAAGUGAUUACAUCCGUGCUCGGACAGAAUCCAGAGAAGUAGAUCACCGCCCUGAGAUUCAGCGCCUGGAUGCGUGAAAGCGACCUUCAAAUGGGACUGCAAAGGGAAAAGAAGUAGUGCUUAACUCUCUCACGGAAUAAAGAGUUUUUUCUUUGUUUAAGGAAGAAAAGGAAGAUCGAAUGGUGGCAAAGAGUGCCCGGCCCUGCAUCUGUGCAAUCUGUGCAGCAGUGCAUUGAGUCAGAAGCUGUUGUCAUGAAGGCAGUAAAUGUUGGUCAUUCAAAAACAAGAUCAGUUUAAGAUGCUCACGUAUAUAUACGUGUACAUUUUAUAGCUUAUAUAAUAUAUAAUGUAUAUACGUUUCGAAGUACGUUGUGGUUUUGGAUUAACUGCACAAUACUUUCCUUCCCUCUCCCAAGCGCGAGCUCUGAAUAUCCAUGUUCUGCCACUGUUACUUCACCCAUUGAAAACACUAAAACCAGCACUACACUGCUUGUGUGGGAAAGAAAUUCACCAAAUUAAAUAUAAUACAGGUGAAAAGGAAGUGAGGGGCAAAUAGCAAUAACUUCAGCCGUGUGUCGUGUCCAGCAAACUCUCUGUGUCCGUCCUCACGGAGCUGUAGCAGCACAGCUCGAUUCUCAUCUGCGAGAUCUCUUGCAGUUUCACUGUUGGUGUACUUAGAGGGCUGGCAAGGACAACCAUUUCACGUUUUCGAUGGGUGUUGAUGGGUGUUACCUGGGGGCGGCACUGACGUUGCUGUAUAUUGAGGUCAUGCACGGCCAUGGCCACAUCACAACUUGUGCGAAGUUAGUGUUUGCUGAAGGGUCACCAUCAUGUAUCAAAUGCAAGUAUGUGGUUUUCUGCUAACAUCAGGAUACUUUGUUUUUCAUUCCAAAAUGGGAAAAUAAAUGUGCUUGGAAAGCAGGGUGGAGAAAAGGGGAUUGAAGGGCAGGGUAGGGAAAGAAGAGGCUAUCAUCGAUAGACUUUCAUUCAUGGCUUUCUUUUUUCUUUUCUUUUUUUCCCCUUUUUCUGUUGUUUUUUCAAGGUUCAACAUCUCCAACAACCCAGGGUAAGCAAAAACUAGAAAAAAACCCAUGAUUUUAAGGUUACUAGUGCUGCGAUAUUGUGAUUCAUGUAAGAUAAAUAUUUCCCUUUUUGGAAGGUUGGUUGUUUCUUCUAAAAUUAAGUGUUGGUAGUAGAUAAAACUGAUUUUUAAAAAAAAAUUAAUUGGGUGUUUCUGCAAUUUUUUUCCGUAAUAUUCCUUUGGAAAAUCAGUGUAAACAAUUGGAGGAUAAUUGUACUGAUUUGUUUAGAAAUAGUUUUACUUAAGUGGAGUUUUCUUAUUUAGCUUGUACUUCCAGUGAAGAGAAGAAUAUUUUCUCUGCUCAAAACUCAAAUUCUGAUGAAAUCUCUGAAAUGAGCAGAACUGUGUGCCAUGUACAGCUGAAUUAUUCUUGCAUUUGGCUUGAGCACUCUUUGCAUCGUGUUCCUCUGUAGGUGUACUCGUAAUAGAAUGAAUGCCAUUACCUGGAGAGUUAAGAGCAAACAGCAACACGUUGCAGACAGGUAGCUUUUAAAUAUGAAACAAAGCUUAUACCAAACAGAAGAUCAGUAGAAGUGCCUGGGCUUUCUUAAUACUGGAGGGAACGAGGACGGUGGCAGAUGGGACCCUGGUGCGCAAUAGGGAGUUAUUUCCCUGUGUGAAAAAACAGUGGCAAAACUCCUUUUUUCUCACUUUCAGUUUACUGAUGUCUGCAGUGCGUUUCUCUUUACUGGCUGAGAGGGAGAUGAACGUUCAGAAAAAGGUACUAAUGAAGUUAAAAACUUGCAUUUUCUUAAGGAGUGAUGGUUUGCCACUUAGUAAAGUCACAUUUUAUUGUGCUUCAAUGAAAGGUAAUGCCAAAGGGAACAGCGGUUUAAAAACCGAACUGCGUGAGCCAGGCUCUGGAUCUGGGUUUAGAGCAUAGACCUGUUCCUGAGGUGGUGUCUCACCAGGGUUAAUGUGUUUCAUCACAAGGAAAUGACAGCUCCGUGUUCAACACGGUAUGAAAUAAAGGAGUUUAUCGCUGCUGGUGCAGUGGUUACUGCCCCGCUGUUGUUUCGCACUCUACCCAGAUUGCAAGGAGCGGUUGUAGAUGUUGGCAGUUACUAAAACAACCUUUUUUAAAAGUAGCACAACGAUACCUAGACUGGAAUUGUAAAUGGGAAUUAAAGCAGUUUAUAUAAAGAUUGGAAAAACAAACCAAAACCAAACCACCCCUCCCGCUCCAAAACCCCCCCCCACAACAAACCCCCACCCCUGCUCAGCUACAGAAUAUUGUCUUCCAGAAGAGCCAUGUUUUUAGAGUGAAACCCUCACCUGGGAUCAAGAAACAGGAGUUGGGUGAUGUAGAGCAAAGGCUUUUCAUGAGGAGUGUGUCCUUGUUGAUGACAAGGACUGGAAUGGUGCGUGUGUAACUCUGUUCCCUUCCUUUGCCCCCUGUGCUGAAUCUGUGUUUUUCAGAGGUGUGAGGGGUCUCGUGCUGCAACUAGGUUUAUGAAUGUGGUAUCUUUCAAAUCCUUACACCUUCCCUUACCGAGGGAAAGGAUAACAUCACCAAGCUUUUUCUAAUGAAAAGCUUUUGUUACCUUUUAGCCGGAAUGAGAAAUGCAGAGUGAUACGGUGACACUUCUAACACGGCGUCAUACUUCACCCUGUGGUAUAGCGUACCUGAAUCACCUUGAGUGGUUUUACAUGUGAAAUAAGUUUGCUCGAGCUCAGAACAGCAUGCUGUUAUUUAUUACUUACAUCAUGACUUGAGCUUAGCACAGCUUUCAGGGUAGGAUUCAAAGAGAAUAUUAAUUUAAAAAAAAUACGAUCCGAUACGCUUUGUUAAACAAAAACAAAUGUAAAUUUUUAAUUGAUUUUAGUAUUGUACUGUAUAUACUUUCUAAAAAUCUAAGUUAAGCUUUUCUUACUCUAGAGAGACACUUACUGUUUGGAUUAUAUAGAAGGGAACUGAGGUAGCUGUGACAGACAACUAAAUUUGAAACAAAGAUCAUAUGAGAUAUACAUGGUUGAUUCCCCCUUAAUUUUACACAGUGGAUCGAAGAGGUGGUAGUAUUUUAAGACUUAUCCAAACUGAAGUAAUCAUAAAAAAAAAUCUUAAAGAAGAAAAUAGGGUAGAAAGAUGAAAUUUUUUUGGAAACUAGAAAAGUGACAUUAAGUUGCUCCUCCCAGCCAGUCUUGCUUGUAAGUGUAGAGCCUAUACUUUUUGUUUCCUUCCUUAAGAAUGCUGUUUGGCUUCAUAAAGGGACUCAAAACCCACUCUAAGUAAAGCUAAAUUAAAGCUAAACAUUUGAACCUUGUAGGAACAGUAUGCUGGAAACUGUAAUGGUUCUGAUCAGUCCUCUCCCAUCAAACCGAACCCUCAGAUACGCAGUCUCUAUCUGUUUCUGCAUGUAGAAAUGACGGGAAAUUUUGUAACCUAUGCACAGACGUCAAAAGAUUAAACAGCAAAAUUACUGUAAGAAUAUCUGUUAUCCUCUUAAUGAUAGGGAUGCUCAGCUUUGUCAGCUUUAGGUUCAGUUUCUCAUACGUGCCGGUAAUGACAUGCAAGCUGCCUCCAACAGGAGUUUCUAAAACCAUAAUUAAGAACUGAUUUGACAGAUUAAUCGCUUCUUGGUGAAGUUGAUUCCUUCUUGCUCUCCAUUUCUUCUUUUCAUUUCAUAUAUUCAUGUCUCAUCUAUCUUAUGUUUGAACAUUUUAGUUUUUGUUAAGCCUUCUCCAUCGAUCUGUACGGUGUCUGCUUCAGCGUAAGGAGGAUGAGAAUACUAUGUCCAGCGUCCUUUUGGUUAAAUACGGUACUCAUUCCUUUUAUGAUGGCUUAUGGUGUUUGGGCUGGAUGUGCUGGAGGGAUUUACUCUUCCCCUAGGACUUAGGACGCUAGCUGGUGUCCUGCAUGUGUUUCAGUGUAAGUUUUCAGGUAGGAGCCGCGUGCUCAGAGGUUGAGAGGGUUCGAAAUUCGCCUACCUCUGCCUUUUUUGAGAGACAAGGUACUGAUGGUAGAGAUUGGGCGUCUGUAUUUCAGUCUGUGAUACUCGUCAUGGGCUUUGCGUUCAAGAGCGUGACAUGUGUGGUGAGCUGUCCCCUGGAAGCAACUUCUCAUCUUUUGCUGAUAAGGUGUCUCUUAGAUGUGAAUUUAAAUAACAUCAGGGUGCUUCUUCAUGGGCUUUGUUGUGUGUUUCACUGUGCGUCUCACGAUAAGAUCUAGAAUUGUUAUAUCUGUUUAUAUUUCAUUGUUGAGUCUAGAAAGAAGAGGGGAAAACUGGGGAAAGUUUCCAAUCUUCCCUAAGAUAAUCUUAUCUUACUUCUUUUCACCUGUGAAUGAUUUUGUACGGUACGGUGAUUGCCUAACCCAGCAAGACUUAUUGGUGCUUAAAAUGCUGUGCCACGGAGCAGGGAAAUUGAUCUGCUGCGACCUGUGUGUGGACUGUUAGGAGUGAAUUAACCAUUAGUUUCCCAUGAACUCUAAGAUCCUUGAGCAAAUUUGAUACUUGUCACCUUUGUGCUGUUUUGGAGAUGUGUGGGCACAGCAAAUGCUUAUGGAGUAAGUGCUUUUAUUAAUGCACCUCUUCACCCCCUUUCUUAAUCUUUGUUCCAUACCUCUUAUUUUCUUGUCUCAUGACAACUUCGUAAACAUUCCUUAUUGUUCUCUUUUGUGAGGGGAUAAAACCAGAACCUCAGAAUAAAUAAAAAUAAUGUAUAAUUUUAAAAACACCCAGAGUUGAUAGCAAUUCAAAUAGUGUCGAAAAUAUCCUCUCUCCUACUCAGCUGAGAGACUGAACGGCUUUGUACGUGAGAAUCGAAGCAUAAAGAACAAGUCUUAUGCUGAAAGCUCUGGAGCCAAACAUCUUCUUCAGGUAUUUAGGAUAAAUCAUAAGAUUGGCACAGUCUGAUCAUGAAUUUGAGGUGCGAUAAAUGGUUCGAAGGAGACAGAAACCCAAACUUGUUACCUAAUAAUGCAGUGCUUUCAGAAUGAUGAUGUGAACAUUAAUAAUCCCCAGCAGCAGAAGGGAAGAUUGCCUUUGUAGAGAAGGGGAGAGGGGCGCCUUCAGUUAGUCAGAACAUCAGGUGUAGAAGUGUUUCUCUGUUCCCAAGUCCGGGGCCACGCUGGCUGUGUGAUAUGCUGUGUGAUGCGGUCAGAGAGUUUGUACACCGAUGUUCAUGGUGUAUCUCCAAAGCUGGGGUGUGUUGACAACGUGGUGUGAUAAUCAAAUGACUUCUGCUCCCCUGGAGGGCAGUGGUUGCUUCAGAGACCUGCAGAAGGCAUAGGUGUUGGCAUCACAGGGGCUCGGCGUGUCUAGGAGGAAGGAGAGGUGCGGGCUAAACUCUGCCCAGUCCCACUGACAUGAGUGAAACCGUUACGUAGCAUUUCUGAGAACCGGGUACUUAGUUCUUGUUCUUAACAUAAAAUAAGGUAUUGUUUGGAGGGCCAGCAAAGCUCAGAAAGGCUGUACCGGUAGAGGUGUCGUGUGUGCCGGUAGAGCUUUCGUGGCAGUGAAAAUAAGAAUUUACAAAUGAAACUGAAAUAGGUACAAAAAACAGCGGAAUGAUUGCAAGUACUUUGUAGAAAUGAUGCCACUUUCCUCUCUUUUAACAGCGGGAGUUGGUUAAAAACCGAUUUAUACAAAUAUUCAGGCAGUCUCCUAGUGUCACUCUAGAUUUUUCUCCUGGUGCGUUGUUUUUCCCUGUUAGCCCUUGGCCACCCAAAUAAAUCUGUUUGACAGCGUCAGUGCUGUCCAACCUUAAAGAGUUCCUUUGUUAUUUUGGUCUUAUUUUUGUGUUGUCUUCUAAAAAUCUGUCUAAUUUAACCAUUUGUAAUCUAAAAAUGAUCUUGAAAAGAAAUCUGCUUACACUGUGAUUUAUGAUAGCCUUUAAUUUAGAGUGUACAACACAAUCUACUUUUCUUUUGGGAUAUGCAGCUUUCAGAAGUGUUCUUAUAUGUGCCCAGAAAUGAAAGUUGUCUAUUUAUCAUUAAAAUGUGAUUAGAUAAAGUUACCUAUCCAGAAUCCCAGCGCAGCUCUUCUAGGUGUACUGGGAGGAUGACUUAGUGAAAUUGCCUUUUAAUCUCUAUGGGUUAAUAAAUAUUUUUUUAUACCUAGCCACAGAUAUUCCUUUUUAAAUUAUACUUGGCAAACAGAAGAUAUUUAAUUUUAUAUACAGUAUACAUAGUUACCUUGAUCGACAUAUUUAUAACAUAGAGCUUUGUGUUUACUAUGAAGGUUUUAUCUGUAUACCAUGGACUAGAUGGGUAAAAUUUUAAAGAGCCGAUUAGCAUAUAUGGAAGGGUAUGGAAACAAUCUUCAUGAGUUCAGAAUGAGGACAUAAGAGCAUUUCAAAAAGCAAUAGUGAGACCAUAUUAACAGAGUAUCUUUUUUUUUCUUAUUUUGUGACUGGGGCUGGUCCCUGCAGCUGUUUUAUUAACAUCUGGAUGUGAGUAACAGAAUGAAAUAUGACCAUCUGCCUCUUCUGACUGUGACGGACUAUUGUCUGGAGUAUGGGAAAUUUCAGGGUAUUGUAUUUGUUUUGCUUUGGACAAAUGUCUCAAUAGACAUUUAAUUAAAACCUUCAUGUGUUCGACAGAAAAUACCCUCUCUUAACUAGGCUCAUUUAUCGCUUUUGGUAACCUUUUAAUCCCAAAAGUAUUAUUGUCUAAAUAUUUUCAGUAAUAUUACAGUUAUCCUGAUGUCUACAGGUUAAAGUGGUUCUGGCUAGCACCCUUUUAUUACAACAGUUGCUACCUUCAUUUUUCUACUGUUUCUACUUUAAUCUUGAAUGUUUACCGGUUUCUACUUGUUGGAUUUUGUGGAGGGAGAGUGUAACUUAGCACUACAGUUCAUCCAGCUUUAACUCAUACAUCACAGUUCUGGAGUAAGGAAAUAUUUUGAUUUAUAUAUUGUGGCCAAUUUAUUGCAUUUUUAAAUGAUUUCUAUACUUAAGACACAACAUUUAUGACAUAAUAUAAUAAAUGACUUAGGUAAUCAUAUCUGUCUAGACUUACUCUCUUCUGUGUUAGUGUCAUUUGGAACCUAUUUGUAUAUGUUGAAAUUUGUAAGGGUUCAGGAACCCACAAUAAAAUAGUAAAGUAUGUAUUUAUUUCUCAUUAUAAUGCUCAAUUUUUAUUUGAAAGUUGACACUUUGUAUGUCUUUUCACAGAAUUGUAAACAAAUACCGGAAAACUGCUUCACCUGGUGUGCCUUCCAUGUGUGGUAUAAACACUUGUCAUUCACAGAAAUAGAGUUGUAAAGUUAUUAAACCGGGUAACGCUAUUUUUGUAACGUCUGUCACUAACGCAUUGUGCUUUGUUUCCACAAAUACCAGGUUUAUGCUUUGUGCGCUAAAUAGUAAAUCUGAUAGCACGGUGAAUCCAAAGGUUGUAUUGCUUUUGCUCUGCUCCGCCUUCAGCUGCCACCUGAAUGAUGGAGAACAAGUGGAUGGCUGAUGGGAGCUGGAAGGUACUUCCGAAUUCUUUCUUUCAGACUCGUAUAGGGAGAUGCUCAGUGUGGGAUAUUUGUAUCCUCGGUGCUGAUUCUGCUGCCUCUAGAUAAACAUAGCAGGAGUAAUCUAAAUGUUCUGAUUCUAGCUCAUAAUUUCUGGUGUCCGAGCAUCCGGGCCUGACAGAGAGACUUCAUCCCUCAGGGAUGCACGUCCUACACUGACAGAUCCGUGAUUGUGAACAGCUCAGAAUGAUUAGUUGACGU
Cuculus canorus (common cuckoo) is the source of this 8415-nucleotide messenger RNA. It is a transcript of the gene CMTM4, whose product is annotated as CKLF like MARVEL transmembrane domain containing 4. The coding region runs from base 117 to 752 and encodes 211 amino acids. The record is from RefSeq and is a predicted model, not a curated record. The transcript has 4 exons. Gene Ontology annotation, cellular component: membrane. Lineage: Eukaryota; Metazoa; Chordata; Aves; Cuculiformes; Cuculidae.